This is a messenger RNA of Symbiodinium pilosum, 487 nucleotides long. NCBI's taxonomy places the organism in Eukaryota, Dinophyceae, Suessiales, Symbiodiniaceae. The record is from the annotation of a GenBank genome assembly.
CGCGAGCCCUCGCCGCGAGAGAACGGCGCAAAGGUUGGCGGUGUGCUUCCGAGGACUGUCUACGACCGCCAGAUCGCCUGGCUGCGGCAACGGGAUGCGGAGCUGCUGGAGCAACGCCGAAUUCAAUUCGAGGCAGCCACGUGUCGCGACUCCCUCAGCUCGGGUAAUGACACACCGAGGAGGAAGAGGCCAAUGUCAGCGCCGGGAACGCCGCAGCGUAAGCUGGAGGCCCCCACGGUAAGUGGCACCGGCGCAGCUCUUCUGGCCAAGCUAAAGGGCGCCAGGUAUCUGGACGAUGAUCCCCCGCCACCCCGACGGCGCUCACCGGAGCCGCGCGGGCUCUGGAGCCGUCCGCCACGAAGGAGGCCUGGCACAGUCGCCUGCACUACCUGUAGCCGACCAUGUCCCGUGGACGUCCUGUACUGCAAGCACUGUGGCCAGAAGCGCUUGAAGGUGCCUACUGCUCCUCCCGAUUUCAAUGGCUUAG